This is a messenger RNA of Melitaea cinxia (Glanville fritillary), 1827 nucleotides long. RefSeq names its product odorant receptor coreceptor (gene Orco). Gene Ontology annotation, biological process: detection of chemical stimulus involved in sensory perception of smell; sensory perception of smell. Lineage: Eukaryota; Metazoa; Arthropoda; Insecta; Lepidoptera; Nymphalidae. The record is from RefSeq and is a predicted model, not a curated record. Gene Ontology annotation, cellular component: plasma membrane. Gene Ontology annotation, molecular function: olfactory receptor activity; odorant binding. The transcript is spliced from 11 exons.
GAUACUAAACACAAAUCGCCUCUCGGUGUUCACACAACCAGUCACAAAGCAACAGUAAAUAGAACCAAGACAAAAAUGUCUCAAGUGACAAUUUGUUUGAAUGUUGCGCUCUUGCUCAUUCUUAUUAUAAAUAUCGAAUGUGCAGUGAUUAAAAUGCAAGAAAUACCUUUGAGUAAAGACGUUAUUAUGAAGAUAGUCUUGAAAGAAGACAGUGAUGGCGACUCAGCGGCAACGAUAAAAAUCUUAAUGGCCCAUAAGAAAAAAGUCGAUAAAAUAUCACAACCCAGUCUCGCCGAGAAAUUUGUGGCGCCAGCUAGUGAUUUUGUACCUGACUUCAAGGACAGACUUGGUAUUGCUAAUUCGAAAUGCCCUAAAGGUAACGAUGUUAAAAAAAACUUGUAGAUGAUGACCAAAAUGAAAACCCAGGGCCUCGUGUCCGAUUUGAUGCCGAACAUCAAAUUAAUGCAGAUGACAGGGCAUUUUUUAUUCAAUUAUCAUUCAGACAAUUCUGGUAUGUCCACUCUUCUUCGCAAGAUCUACGCCAGUGUCCACGCGAUCUUAAUAGUUGGCCACUACAUCUGUAUGGGAAUUAAUAUGGCCAAGUAUUCAGAGGAAGUUAACGAGCUAACCGCUAAUACAAUAACAGUACUCUUCUUUGCCCACUCAAUCAUCAAGCUGGCUUUCUUUGCUAUCACGUCUAAGAAUUUUUAUAGGACUUUAGCGGUGUGGAAUCAGUCAAACAGUCAUCCGUUGUUCACCGAAUCUGACGCCAGAUACCACCAACUUGCUCUCACCAAGAUAAGAAGACUUCUGUAUUUUAUCUGUGGAAUGACAAUCUUUUCUGUUAUUUGUUGGGUCACUUUAACCUUUUUCGGUGAUUCUGUCCGUUUCCUUGUGGAUAAAGAGACAAAUGAAACGCUAACUGAACCAGUGCCGAGAUUACCUCUCAAAGCCUGGUAUCCAUUUGACGCCAUGAGUGGUACUAUGUACAUCGUUGCGUUCGUGUUUCAAAUAUACUGGCUUCUUUUCUCAAUGGCAAUUGCAAAUCUCAUGGACGUAAUGUUCUGCUCGUGGUUGAUCUUCGCAUGUGAACAACUUCAACAUUUGAAGGCGAUAAUGAAGCCUUUAAUGGAACUUAGCGCUUCAUUGGAUACCUACAGACCCAAUACAGCGGAACUGUUCAAAGUAUCUUCUUCAGAAAAGUCGGAAAAGGUCCCAGAUCCAAUUGAUAUGGAUAUUCGCGGUAUUUAUUCCACUCAGCAAGAUUUCGGUAUGACAUUACGUGGGGCUGGAGGUAGACUACAAACUUUUGGACAGCAAAUUAAUAAUAAUCCUAACGGUUUGACUCAGAAGCAAGAAAUGUUAGCGCGUUCAGCGAUUAAGUAUUGGGUCGAAAGACACAAGCACAUUGUAAGGCUUGUGUCUUCUAUUGGAGAUACAUACGGUACUGCUCUUCUUUUCCACAUGUUGGUAUCGACAAUCACACUGACGUUAUUGGCUUAUCAAGCUACUAAGAUCAAUGGUUUGAAUGUGUACGCCUUUAGCACUGUCGGCUAUUUGAGUUACACCUUGGGUCAAGUAUUCCAUUUUUGCAUCUUCGGAAACAGGCUUAUUGAAGAGAGCUCAUCUGUAAUGGAAGCUGCUUAUUCAUGCCAAUGGUAUGAUGGAUCGGAAGAAGCCAAGACCUUCGUACAGAUAGUAUGUCAGCAAUGUCAAAAGGCCAUGAGUAUUUCCGGCGCUAAGUUUUUUACUGUAUCUCUGGAUUUGUUUGCAUCUGUGCUGGGUGCAGUGGUGACGUACUUUAUGGUAUUGGUGCAACUGAAAUAA